AUGGCUGUCGACGUCGCGUCCGACUCCAACCGUCUUGGUCUGCGACUGCCGAAUCCUCCGCCAUUGCUGCAUACCCGCGGCGAGGCCUUCGACCGCCCCUCCACCCCCGCUGACAAUGGCUUCACCAGUCCCACACAAACCCCCCAGGGUAGCCCAAGCAAAUCGAGGGCACCCCCCGGAUCCCUCGAUCUGCCGAAUGUCUUUGAUAAAGCUCUCAAGCUGACCCCGACCUCCCCCUCCAAAUCCACCCAUAACCACUUGAAUCAUCCCAUGUUUACAUCCGACAAGAGUAACAUUGAGGACUUCAACGAGAGCGUCAUUCACCAGCGCCCGUCAAGUCCGACGCGCAGCAGGGCAAAUAAAGAGAAUACACCCCCGACCAGUACUCGUCUGCCCAAGGAUCUGGGAUCUAAACCGACUGCCGCGGCAAUCUCCCGCCAUGAGCCAUAUCAGCAGCGCGACACGGACACGUCCAAGCGCCAAGUCCAGUUGCGCGGGCUGACCCCGGAAGAGAUCGAGAAGCUACAACAGCCCCGGGUUAAGCGCCUGGUGAACGUGACGCAACUCUACUUCCUCGACCACUACUUCGACCUCCUCAGCUACGUCCACAACCGACAGACCCGGCACGCACAAUUCAAAUCCGCAUACCCUGAACCCCCCGCGACACCCAACGAUGAAUACGAGCCCGCCGUGCUGAAAUACCUGGGUCGCGAGCGCGCACACCUGCGCAAGCGUCGCACCCGCCUGCGCCAACACGAUUUCCAGAUCCUGACGCAGGUGGGCCAGGGUGGUUAUGGACAGGUGUAUCUGGCACAGAAGAAGGACACGCGCGAGGUCUGCGCGCUCAAGGUCAUGAGCAAACGACUACUGUUCAAGCUAGAUGAGAUCCGACACAUCCUCACGGAGCGCGACAUUCUGACCGCCGCGAAGAGCGAGUGGCUCGUGCGACUUCUGUAUGCCUUCCAGGAUGACGAGCAGAUUUACCUGGCGAUGGAGUACGUUCCCGGUGGCGACUUCCGCACACUCCUCAAUAAUACGGGCGUGCUGCACAAUCGACAUGCGCGUUUCUACAUCGCGGAGAUGUUCAGCUGUAUCGACGCUCUGCAUGUCCUUGGCUAUAUCCACCGCGAUCUCAAACCCGAGAAUUUCCUGAUCGACUCCACCGGCCACGUCAAGCUGACCGACUUUGGUCUGGCCGCUGGUAUGCUGAGCCCUGGCAAGAUCGAGUCGAUGCGCGUCAAGCUCGAGGAGGUCGGUAAUACACCCGUCCCCUUCGGCCGUCCCAUGGAACAGCGCACCAUGGCCGAGCGCCGCCAGGGUUAUCGCUCCCUACGCGAGCGCGAGGUCAACUACGCCAAGUCCAUCGUUGGGUCUCCCGACUACAUGGCCCCCGAGGUUCUCAAGGGCGAUGAAUACGAUUUCACCGUCGACUACUGGAGUCUGGGAUGCAUGCUCUUCGAGGCAUUGGCCGGGUAUCCACCAUUCGCCGGUGCCACGGUCGACGAGACCUGGCAGAAUCUAAAGCGCUGGCAAAAGGUACUGCGGAAGCCCGUGUACGAGGAUCCGAAUUACUUCCUGUCGCGGCGAACGUGGGAUUUGAUCACGACACUGGUGGCAGCCAAGGAGACGCGGUUCAAGAAUAUCCAGGAGAUCCAUGCGCACGAAUACUUUGCGGAGGUGGACUUUACGCGAUUGCGGGAGCAGCGGGCGCCAUUUGUGCCGGAGUUGGAUUCCGAGACGGAUGCUGGGUACUUUGAUGACUUUAGCAAUGAGGCUGAUAUGGCCAAGUACAAGGAGGUGCAUGAUAAGCAGCGGGCGCUGGAGGAGAUGGCCGAGCGGGAUGAGAAGAUGAAUAAGGGGUUGUUUGUUGGGUUUACAUUCCGACACCGUAAACCAGCCGUCGACAGUGCCGGGCGUAGCUCGCCCCGCAAGCCGAUUACCACGGAUGGCUCGUUCGGAACGAUGUUCUAG
Messenger RNA from Penicillium daleae, 1971 nucleotides. RefSeq names its product putative serine/threonine protein kinase. The record is from RefSeq and is a predicted model, not a curated record. Gene Ontology annotation, cellular component: spindle pole body. Gene Ontology annotation, molecular function: ATP binding; protein serine/threonine kinase activity. The transcript is spliced from 3 exons. NCBI's taxonomy places the organism in Eukaryota, Fungi, Ascomycota, Eurotiomycetes, Eurotiales, Aspergillaceae. Gene Ontology annotation, biological process: intracellular signal transduction; peptidyl-serine phosphorylation. Bases 1 to 1971 code for a protein of 656 amino acids.